GGAGGCCUACCUACUGUAAAACUAUCCGAGUGCAUAUGCCUCUGUCUGGUACAGAAGGUCUGCAGAAGCUUUCAAUCGAGUAGACUCUCCAAAUCCGACGACAUCAAAAACCCCUCUCACGAGUCUCGGUAAAACCCUAAGUUAUACUCGUUGCUCUCCGAUGGCGAGCCUUCGAUGCCUCCGCGAGCUAAGCCGCCGCGCCACGACGGCGGCUCACUCGAUCAACCAAACGCGCCUGUUCUCUUCAUUUCAUCGAUUAGAGCUUCCAGGAACCAGCAGCAUUACUCAUGGGAUCCCAUCUCAGAAUCGAUCUCUCGCUAGGGAUCUCCCAUUGUAUUGUCGCUCCCAAGGUCGACAUUUCUCUUCGAAAACAAACGACACUGAUGAAAGCAGCGACGGUGAUGAUGAUGAGGAGGACUACGAGGAUUCGGGGGAGAUGGAAGUAGUAGAAAGGGAGUAUUCACCGGCGGAGAAAGUAGAGGCGGCGGCGGAGAUAGGGUACAAGGUGAUGGGUCCUCUCAAACCUUCGGAGAGAUUGUUCAAACCCUAUGAGCCUGUGUUUGCCGUUGUUCAGAUUGGUUCGCAUCAGUUCAAAGUAAGCAACGGAGACUCCAUUUUCACUGAGAAGUUGAAGUUCUGUGACAUCAAUGAUAAGUUGGUACUGACCAAGGUGCUUCUAAUGGGCUCGGCAAGCCAGACGAUUAUUGGGAGGCCUAUCUUGCCUGAUGCCACUGUUCAUGCUGUUGUGGAAGAGCAUGCACUGGAUGAAAAAGUGCUCAUUUUCAAAAAGAAACGAAGGAAGAAUUACAGAAGAACCACAGGACAUCGACAGGAAUUAACAAAGUUGAGAAUAACCGACAUACAAGGAAUUGAGAAACCAGAACCGAAGAUUGUCCAUAAGCCUUCCAAGGCAGCGGCUGAUAAAGAGCAAUCAGAGGCUGAGCUAGUUGCUUAGAGAGAAGAAUUGCUACUUUUUUUGUUGUUGCUGAUGCCAAUUCUUUGAAAGUGAGUUCACGUUUCUUGGUAGUUAGUGGUAACUACUAGGCUUCUAAGAUAUGAACGUGGUUUGCCUUUAGCUACCUCGUUUCUACUGGAACUGGCUCAGUUUUUCCUUGAUACGGUUUGUUUUUUUUUGUUUCAGAAGAAUUCACAAAUAAAGAUUAGCGGAAACAGUGGUUGCACUA
Molecule: messenger RNA, 1184 nt
Organism: Raphanus sativus (radish)
Lineage: Eukaryota; Viridiplantae; Streptophyta; Magnoliopsida; Brassicales; Brassicaceae
Product: 50S ribosomal protein L21, mitochondrial
Exons: 5
Coding region: 161-955 (264 amino acids)
Biological process (GO): translation
Cellular component (GO): ribosome
Molecular function (GO): RNA binding; structural constituent of ribosome
Source: RefSeq, a predicted model, not a curated record